Molecule: messenger RNA, 1643 nt
Organism: Solanum verrucosum
Lineage: Eukaryota; Viridiplantae; Streptophyta; Magnoliopsida; Solanales; Solanaceae
Product: probable polygalacturonase
Exons: 5
Coding region: 157-1620 (487 amino acids)
Biological process (GO): carbohydrate metabolic process
Molecular function (GO): polygalacturonase activity
Source: RefSeq, a predicted model, not a curated record
GUCCUUUCCAUUUAUGUAAAUCAAACAAGGGAUCUUUCUUCUCCACUCUACUAAUGGAAGCUGUGAUCUGCUACUGAUCUCAUUUUUCCAUUUCCAUAUACAACUGUACUACUACAUAAAUUCUUCAUCAAUAUUUGUAUACUUUUGUUAUAAUCCAUGGCGGAUCCCUUCAAACUCCAACACCGAAAACUUGAAUACAAGCGUUUGAUUCCGUCAUUUCUGUUGUCUCAUCGCACUCUUCUUACUGUUCUCUGGAUCGUCGGAUUUAUUCUGAUCGUUGUUUGGCAAAGGACUGCAGUGGAACGGCUUCUGAUAUAUCGAGGUAUGGCAUCACCUACCAGACCUAUCCCUAAGCUACGGCCUCUAGUCUUCAAUCUCUCCGAUUUCGGUGCUGUUGGCGAUGGCGUUACGAUAAACACAAAGGCAUUUGAGAAGGCAAUUUCGGAAAUUCGGAAGCAAGGUGGUGGCCAGCUCAAUGUUGAGCCUGGUCAUUGGCUUACUGCGCCGUUUAAUCUCACGAGCCACAUGACGCUCUUCCUCGCUGAAAAUGCAGUUAUUCUUGGAAUUGAUGAUGAGAGCUAUUGGCCACUACUGCCUCCUUUGCCAUCAUAUGGGUAUGGAAGAGAACGUCGUGGGCCACGUUAUGGAAGUUUAAUCCAUGGGCAAAAUCUUAAGGAUGUUGUCAUAACAGGGCAUAAUGGUACCAUUAAUGGACAAGGCCGAUCAUGGUGGGAGAAAUACCGCAAAAAACUUUUGAAUCACACAAGGGGGCCACUUCUUCAACUCAUGUGGUCAAGAGACAUUUACAUUUCUGAUGUUACAUUUCGGGAUUCUCCAUUCUGGACUCUUCACCCUUACGACUGCCAAAAUGUUGUUAUAAGAAAUGUAACAAUUCUGGCUCCAUUGACUGAGGCCCCAAACACUGAUGGAAUAGACCCUGAUUCAUGCGUGGAUAUGGUGAUAGAAGAUAGUUAUAUAAGUGUUGGGGAUGAUGGAGUCGCAAUCAAGAGUGGCUGGGAUCAGUAUGGAAUUGCAUAUUCCCGUCCGUCUUCCAAUAUCACUAUCCGUAACCUCAUAGUGCGCUCAAUGAUUAGUGCUGGAGUAUCAAUUGGAAGUGAAAUGUCUGGUGGAGUGUCAAAUAUAAUAGUGGAGAACCUCCUUAUAUGGAACUCAAAAAGAGGAAUAAGAAUUAAAACUAGCCCUGGCAGGGGUGGUCAUAUCCGACAUGUUAUCUACCGCAACCUGACACUACAGAAUGUUCGUGUGGGCAUUGUAAUUAAGACCGACUACAAUGAGCAUCCUGAUGAAGGCUAUGAUCCAAAUGCUCUUCCCGUUAUUGAGGAUAUAAGCUUUACUGGUAUUCGUGGGGAAGGAGUUCGAAUUCCAGCACGUAUUUAUGGGAGCGCUGAGAUUCCUGUUCAGAAUAUUACUUUUCAGGACAUGUCUGUAGGAAUAACAUACAAGAAGAAGCGUAUCUUCCAAUGUUCUUUUGUUCAAGGACGUGUUAUUGGAAAAAUCUUCCCUGCUCCAUGUGAGAAUCUUGAUUGGUAUGAUGAUGGAGGAAAACUAAUUAGGCAAUCAACAAAAAAGAAUACAAAGGACUUGGAUUACGAUGGUUGAGACAAAGGUGCUUUAUUCCUUAA